Coturnix japonica (Japanese quail) is the source of this 1100-nucleotide messenger RNA. It is a transcript of the gene MOB3A, whose product is annotated as MOB kinase activator 3A. NCBI's taxonomy places the organism in Eukaryota, Metazoa, Chordata, Aves, Galliformes, Phasianidae. The record is from RefSeq and is a predicted model, not a curated record.
CCCUCCCCAUAAGGAGCGGCCCCUUUAAGAGGAAGAAGCGCAACGCGGGGCGCGGCCCCUUUAAGAGGAAGUAGCGCCGGCGGAGGGGGAAGGGAGCGCGGAGUUGUGCUGCGGCCGCACGAGGGGCAGAACGGAGGUCCCGCGUUGUUCCGCUCCAUUCGUUCUCCCAUUGGGCACGGAGCGCAACCGGGGUGAAGAGGAGGAAGAGGAGGAGGAAGAGGAGGGCGGCCUUCAUCCCCGCGCUGCUCCCUGGGAUUCGGGCUGGCAGUGGAUGAGCGGCAGCAGCAGGAGGAGGAGGAGGAGGAAGGCGGCGUUGUGACGGCAGGGAGCCGAGAUGUCUCACGCUUUGAAACAAGUCUUCAACAAGGACAAAACCUUCCGGCCCAAACGUAAAUUCGAGCCUGGCACUCAACGCUUCGAGCUGCACAAGAAGGCUCAGGCGUCGUUGAACGCGGGGCUGGACUUGAAGCUGGCGGUACAGCUGCCUCCUGGUGAGAGCAUCAAUGACUGGAUAGCUGUGCACGUGGUGGACUUCUUCAACCGCAUCAACCUCAUCUACGGCACCAUGUCAGAGUACUGCACGGAGAAGAGCUGCCCUAUCAUGUCGGGUGGGCUCAAGUAUGAGUACAGGUGGCAGGACGAGCAUAAGUACAGGAAACCCACGGCGCUGUCUGCCCCGCAGUACAUGAACCUGCUGAUGGAUUGGAUCGAGGUGCAGAUCAACAACGAGGACAUCUUCCCCACCAACGUCGGUACGCCCUUCCCCAGGAACUUCCUCCCCGUGGUGAAGAAAAUCCUCUCGCGGCUCUUCCGCGUCUUCGUCCACGUCUACAUCCAUCACUUCGACCGCAUCACGCAGAUGGGAUCGGAGGCUCAUGUCAAUACCUGCUAUAAACACUUCUAUUACUUCGUCAAGGAGUUCAACCUCAUCGACACCAAGGAGCUGGAGCCGCUGAAGGAGAUGACAGCGCAGAUGUGUCACUGAGGACCCCCCCGGCAGCUCCGCGGAGACGUUUCCUUUAGAGAAAUGGAUUUAUAUUUUUAAGGCAUUCCAAUGUAAUCAGUGCAGUAUUUUUAUAAGAGACGUUUCGGAUCCACUC